AUGAUACUUUUAUUUCGAAUCUAUUCCUUUUCUAUUCUAGAACAACAACAAAUAUCUAUGUCAACAGUUGUUCCAAUUAAUAAUACCGAAGAUCAACAACAAAUGCCACAGGGUUAUGUAUAUCCACCUACUUAUAGUACAACAGUAACUGAGACUUUAUAUGACAAACCACCAUCUUAUGAACAAACUGUGCAUGACUUAUCGGAAACAAAUAAUGCAUUUGAACAUACGGCAGCAAUUUUGCCUAUUACAACAGUAACAUCAUCAUCAUCGCAACCGAUUCAUCCAUUACAAAAGCAAACUUAA
Molecule: messenger RNA, 306 nt
Organism: Adineta steineri
Lineage: Eukaryota; Metazoa; Rotifera; Eurotatoria; Adinetida; Adinetidae
Source: the annotation of a GenBank genome assembly